GCCGAGCGAGCCCAGUAGCGGAGGUGGGUGGGGCAGGAGGACGGGGGGGCUCCCCCUCCCCUUUCUAACUGGUGCUGCCCUUUGCAUGGUGCUGGUAAUUCGCAGACGAUCCCUUGGCUUGCUGAGUUGGUUUGUUGUGGUGCCACGGGGUGCUUUUUACAGCCUGGCGAGGCAGACCAGGUUUCCUGGAGAGGCGUAGCCGGCGUAGGUGCAGUUGGCCUGGAAAGGGCGCUGCCAGCAAAAAGACGGAAAAAGUGUCCCAGUGCGCAGUCAGCAAUUUGAAGAUGGUCCCUCGGUAGCCGCGGUUGGAUGGAGCGAACCCCCGAGAGCUGAGCUGUCCUCCUGCAGACUGACUUCUCCAGAAUGGCAAGAGUUGACCCUGGUGCCUGGAACCAAGCCUGAAUUGGGGAAUGAUCCUUCUUGGGAUGAAAUGCCAUUAAAGAGGGGACAGGAGUUUCUGGGGGUGUUAAUUCCAAAGCCUGAAGCACUGAUAGUGAAGAGGACCUUUCCUGGUCUCCACCUUAAAUUCUUCAGAUAUUGAUGGGGUAUUUCACACAGCAGAACUCCCUGGGAGACCACUGAUUUAACAGAUGGACAACACGAUCAUGACCACACCUUCGUCAGGAGACAGGAGUUCCAUCUCUCUGAACGUUCUCACGUAUCUGGAUGCUCUGACCAACAGUACGGAGGAUCAAUGCUUCAGCGCCCGCUCCCGCAGCACUGUCUUACAAGGGCUGCCAUUUGGCGGUGUGCCCACAGUACUUGCUCUCAACUUCAUCCUUUGGAUGGUACUUCUCUUCAUCUUCUCUUGCCUUCGGAAAGCAGCUUGGGACUAUGGACGCCUAGCCUUGCUGAUGGAUAAUGACAGCCGUUUGUCUCCAAGCACAUGGAACUCCUACGACCUGACAUCCCUCUUCUACGGAGAACAAAGUGAAAAAGAGAAGUCCCCAUCUGAGACCAGCCCUUUGGAUGCUGACAACAAAGAUGUGGGAUUCUGCUCCUGGCUUCUUUCAAUUUACCAGAUGAAAGAUGAAGAAAUUCAAAGCAAGUGUGGAGUUGAUGCCACAACCUACCUCUCCUUCCAGCGGCAUCUGUUGGUGUUGCUUUUGAUCACUUGUGUACUGUCCGUGGCUGUCAUCCUUCCCGUCAACUUCUCUGGUGAUCUCCUUGGGAAAAAUCCAGCUAAUUUUGGCCGAACCACAAUUGCAAAUGUUCCCAAAGAUGACCGUCUCUUGUGGCUGCACAGUAUCUUUGCUCUCCUCUAUUUCAUCAUCACUGUUCUCUGCAUGACUCAUCAUUCCAUCCAACUAGAGUAUAAGGAAAAUGAAAAGCUGGCCCGGACGUUGAUGGUUACCAGGAUUCCCAAAGAGAUCACAGAUACAUCUCUUGUUAUCAAACACUUCCAUGAGGCUUAUCCAAGCUGCACAGUGACUGGGGUCCAAUUUUGCUCUGAUGUUCACAGACUGAUGAAGCUGGAUUCAGAGAGGCGCAAGGCAAUGAAAGGGAGGCUUUACUUCACAACCAAGGCUCAAAAGGAAGGGAAAAUUAUGAUCAGAAUCCAUCCUUGUUCCCGAAUCUUCUGCUGCCGUAUUUGUGGCUUUGAAGAGGUGGAUGCUGAGCAGUACUAUGGGGAGCUAGAGGAGAAACUGACAGAUGAGUUUAAUGCUGAACGCAGCCGGAUUGCUCUCAAGCGCCUUGACAUGGCCUUCGUCACAUUCCAGGAUGAAAGGAUGACGGCCACUAUUUUAAAGGAUUACAGCCGCAUCCGCUGCCACAGGCAUCCGCAGCAGUCAUCUGUUACUACAGUGGUGAAGUCCCAUUGCUGGGGUGUCAGCUACGCCCCUGCGCCCAAUGACAUCAUCUGGGAGAAUUUAUCUGUUGGUGGUGCUUUGUGGUGGGUGCGAUUUAUCCUGCUCAACAUCUGCCUCUUCAUCCUCCUCUUCUUCCUUACUACGCCUGCCAUAAUUGUGAACACCAUGGACAUGUUCAACGUUACGCGACCUGUGGAGACCCUCAAGAACCCUGUUGUGACCCAGUUCUUCCCCACACUGCUGCUCUGGGCUUUUUCUGUGUUUCUGCCUUUCAUUGUGUACUACUCAGCUUUCUUUGAGUCACACUGGACAAGGUCCAGUGAAAAUCAGAUCACAAUGCACAAGUGUUAUUUCUUUCUGGUAUUUAUGGUUAUCAUCUUGCCUUCACUUGGAUUGACCAGUUUGGAUCUCUUCUUUCGCUGGCUAUUUGACACUCAUUUUGUGGAUCGAGCAGAGCUAAAAUUUCAGUGUGUUUUUCUCCCUGAUAAUGGUGCUUUCUUUGUCAACUACGUUGUCACUUCCAGCCUGACUGGGACAGCCAUGGAGCUAUUGCGCAUCCCUGGACUCAUUGUCUACGCCACACGGCUCUGCUUUGCCAAGUCUGAACCCGAGCGGCUCCACAUCAAGCGGAAUCAAGCCUAUGAAUUCCAGUUUGGAUUGGAAUAUGCCUGGACUUGCUGCAUAUUUGCUGUGGUGAUGACCUAUAGCAUCACCUGCCCCAUUAUUGUCCCCUUUGGUUUGCUGUACAUGCUACUGAAGCACAUGGUUGACCGCUACAAUAUUUACUACGUCUACGUUCCUACCAGGCUGAACCAACGCAUCCAUUCGGCAGCUGUAAAUCAGGUGGUGACAGCACCCAUUCUCUGCAUGUUUUGGCUGCUCUUCUUCUCCAUUCUCCGUCUAGGCUCUGUUCGUCCCAUUACCAUCUUCACCUGCGUGGUUCUUCUCUCCUGCAUUCCCUUUUCCUUCUUUGGUCUGUGCCUGAAGAAGUUUCAUCCAAGGAAACCUUCCAGUUAUCAGAUGUCGGAGCAGUCUGAGGGAGCUUUCAAUGAUACAGAAACAAGUAGCAUCUCUUCCACACCCAAUUCAAAUAUGUUUGUGGCUACCGUGCUUCAAGAGCCAGAACUAAGUCUUACGCCAGCAGCUUCCCCAGCCCAUCAGUCUUACGGCACGAUGGGCAGCCGCCUGGAGCAAGCAGAGAAUAUAGAGGAGAGUGGCCUGCCAAGUUUUGAAACAGAACUGGAAAGCACAGAAGGCAAAUACAGAACCGGGCCCAUGCUGGACACCCAAACUCACUAUCAUUGAUUCCGUCCUGCCAGACCAAAGACAGAUGGACAGAAGUGUUGAAUCUUCAGAACGCUGGAAGAAAGCAUCAUAAUCCAAAGUCUAAAUUGUCCUGAGCUGCUAUACCAAUCCUGCUAUAAGACAGUUUGGGGCAAAGACCUGGUAUAACUUGGAUCAGAACCAGUCAGGCAGAUGGAUGAUGGGCCUUUUCAAGUCUUGACAUCACUGGCCAUGCUGUUAGGAUGGUGGACACAGAACAAAUAGAGAUGUUCUGAAGAGAUAGUGUUAUUUCUAUCCUAUACGCCAGCUGCUUAGCAGCAUGUUCAAUAUGUUACCUCUAUUCUUCUGCUCCAGGUUGACAGACUACCAUUGCCUGGCUCUUUCUGUGUCUUCUGGUAAAUCAUCUUAAGCCUCAGUGUUCCAUAUACUUUUCCCCCCUCUCCCCAAUAUUUUGCUUUUUUUAAAAAAAUUGUUUUGGUCAUAUGGAAAUAUUUCUCUAGCUUCAGCAAUCUUCUCAUGGCAGCAAAAAGAAAGAAAGGACUAUUUUGAUUUGAACAGUACAAUGUCCAUAAAAGCUGUGAUCCUUUCUAUAAACCAUUAGUGAAGGGGGGAAGACAUAUGGAAUGCUGAGCAUCUUCUGAUACACAUUCAAGAUCACUGCAAAUCUCAAUGUAUUGCCAGCUGCAGAACCAAAGGCCUAUAUUUCCUGAAUGAUACAGAGUAUUGCUUCUGGUGCAGUUACUGCUUUUGUCCAAAUCCGUUGCCUCUAAGAAAGACUUGCCAUGCUAAUUUGGUUGAA
Molecule: messenger RNA, 3894 nt
Organism: Candoia aspera
Lineage: Eukaryota; Metazoa; Chordata; Lepidosauria; Squamata; Candoiidae
Gene: TMEM63C
Product: transmembrane protein 63C
Exons: 26
Coding region: 591-3116 (841 amino acids)
Cellular component (GO): plasma membrane
Molecular function (GO): calcium-activated cation channel activity
Source: RefSeq, a predicted model, not a curated record